Messenger RNA from Fonsecaea erecta, 2526 nucleotides. RefSeq lists its product as hypothetical. The record is from RefSeq and is a predicted model, not a curated record. NCBI's taxonomy places the organism in Eukaryota, Fungi, Ascomycota, Eurotiomycetes, Chaetothyriales, Herpotrichiellaceae. The coding region runs from base 1 to 2526 and encodes 841 amino acids. The transcript has a single exon.
AUGGGAUGGCCACGGAGUUCGUCACUGGGCAUAGACAACGCAACCUCCAUGGCACGGAUACGGAGUCGGGGAGAAUCAGAUCUCGAGAAGGAAGGGUUCCUCAACCGACAUCCCCACAGCAGCGAGGACGAUAGCAACGACGCCUUCGAGGACGACGAAGGGAACCCCUCGCUCGCGUCCUCCCGGGCCACCUCCGCCUCCUACAAGCACAUGCUCGUCAAUAGAGCCUACAGUUCCAAUCGAUCCUCUUCUCCGUCCUACCUCGGCAGAAUGCCUCGAUCCAUCAUGCGAUAUCUGUGCCUGGGGGUCGCCCUCACCCUCGUUAUCUUCAUCUUUUCGCUGGUGCGCAUGAGUUACGUCGCGGAACAGGAGGUGCAGGAAGCCAUUGAACAAGAAAAGAUGAAGCCGAGACCUCCCCCGUGGGAAGAAUUUCCAUUCCUGCAAAGAUAUUAUGGCGGAAUACGGUCGUUGGUUCCGGCCCGAAGUAAUGUGCCUGAAUACCCGAGGAAGGAGGACGAGGUGGAAUGGGAGAAAUUGAACAUCACGGAAGAGGUGGUCGAGAACCUGACGCCUGAGGACGGAUCUCCUGCAAAGGAGAGGAGAAAGAGAGCGAUCCAGUCCAGCAAGAGGUUCGACCCAUAUCCCAGCUACACUUCGCCCGAGUACAUUGCCAAGUAUGGCGAAAAGGUGGACUGUUAUCUGGAUACCGAGAACACCGUCGAGAUCCCGCGGGUCCGGAUGUACGAGGGCAUUCCACGAGGGUUUCCAGACAUGGUCAUGGGUUCUGCUAAACUCCUGGGGCUCAGGGACGACAUCUGCUAUGAUCGUUUCGGUCGGUUGGGCCCGUAUGGACUUGGAUACAGCAUCAACCGAGGCGGAAGCGGUGCACAACAGGAAGGCGAAAGAGAAGGAGCUGAUUUGGUGUGGCAGGAAGCGCCCGAGGUGGACUGGAGGAAUGUUCAUUGGGCCGAUGCCCAGCAGCGUUGUGUGCUGGCAAACAACCACCGCUUCAAGGAACUGCCUGAGAAGCCGCGAAUCGACAUGUUUCGAGCAAUGCCGAUUGGUACCGUCUACAACAAGAGAGAUGAGAUCGCUGAAAUUGAGGCCAUGCCAUCCAAGACACCUGAGGCGCCAAAGAGGCCCAAGUCCGGGUCAGAAAAGCUUCCGCGCACAGCAGUCGUGAUUCGCACGUGGUGGGAUUACCCGUACACGCCUGAAGACAAGAUCUACCUUCGUUCCCUAAUUUCGGAACUGACCAUGUUGAGCGGCGGGGAGUAUGUGGUGCAUUUCCUGGUCCAGGUCAAAUCCAACGACGUGCCCAUAUUUUCCGACGACGAAACCUACGAGCGUGUUCUCCGAGACUCGUUGCCAGAAGAAUUCCGAGGCAUGGGCACUCUCUGGACCGAGAAGCAAAUGGAGCUCAUGUACGGUGGUCUGGAGGAGACCAACAUGCGCGGACUGCCCGUCCACGGAGUCUAUCGCAGCACCUUCAUGCCCAUGCAAUACUUCGCCUAUCAACAUCCCGAGUACGAUUUCUUCUGGAAUUGGGAAAUGGAUAUUCGAACCACACAUCACUGGUAUCAUUUCUUCGACAGUAUCACCAAAUGGGCCAAGCAGCAACCUCGCAAACUCCUGUGGGAGAGAAAUAGCCGGUUCUUCGUCCCGUCUGAACAUGGUGAAUGGGAAGACUUUAGCCAGAUGGUUCGCAUCCAGACGGAACAUGGCACGAAUAGCAUCGCCAAUCUGUGGAGCAGCCUGAAUCGCGCAAACAAGAAUCCCAACGACCCGAGCUCCAAGAUCACCCCGGUUGGAGCGAUGAAGCAACAAGGCGACAAGCCGAUCUGGGGUCCAGAACGACCACUCGACGACGAUGUGACCAUGGACACCGACCCAACUCCACCCACCUCUUUUGACAAGGAUAAAUACACGUGGGGUGUCGGCGAGGACGCAGACCUGAUCGUGUUCAACCCGUUGUUCGACCCCGAUGGCACAACAUGGCUACUUACGGACGAUACUACAGGUUACAACAUCACGCGCGGCCGCCCUCCACGCCGGACCGCUAUCAUCACAGCCUCCCGUCUCUCCCGCAAACUAUUGGUGACCAUGCACAAGGAAACCGCCCUGAAGAAACACAGCAUGUUCUCCGAAAUGUGGCCGGCCUCCUGCGCGCUGCACCACGGUCUCAAAGCCGUCUACGUGCCUCACCCGGAAUACAUCGAUCGCAAAUGGCCCACCAACUAUCUGGCCUCGGUCUUUAAUGGCGGCCGCAACGGCGCCACCGGUGGCGCCCGCACGUCGGUCUUUGGCGAGCGCGAACACAAUUUCCGGGGGACGACGUGGUAUUACAACGCGGGGUUUCCCGAGGUGCUCUGGCACCGAUGGCUGGGGAUGCGGUUCAACAACGACGGCGGCGAACAGUUCGAGCUGGCCGGCGAGGGCCGCAUGUGUCUGCCCGGCAUGCUGCUGCACCCGAUUAAGCGGGUCGAGCUGGUCCAGGAAGGGAGGAGGGCCGAUCAAGUUGGAUGA